Messenger RNA from Penicillium roqueforti, 1524 nucleotides. RefSeq lists its product as uncharacterized. The coding region runs from base 1 to 1524 and encodes 507 amino acids. NCBI's taxonomy places the organism in Eukaryota, Fungi, Ascomycota, Eurotiomycetes, Eurotiales, Aspergillaceae. Gene Ontology annotation, molecular function: acyltransferase activity, transferring groups other than amino-acyl groups. The record is from RefSeq and is a predicted model, not a curated record. The transcript has a single exon.
AUGCCACUGGAUCAAGUCCGCGUUUCUACGCGGCACACGCUUAACUGCGCCAAUGAGGCCACAGUCGCCGCGCUCGAGUCCCCUUUUAGUCUAGGACCGAUGGACCAUAUCGUGCCAGCUAUGUUGACGAUCGAAGGCAUCUUCGUAUACAGAAAACCAGCAAAAUUUGUAGGCGACAAUUUUCUUACGAUUGAGCGCUUGAAGGUGGCUGCAUCGCACCUCCUGGACUAUUACCCGCAUUUGACUGGCCGUCUGCAGCAGAAUCCAGUCAGCCAGGCUCUAGAGAUUGGUAGCCUGGGCGCUGGCGCUGAGCUUUGGGAAGCGCAGUGCCCCAGGAGGCUCUCGAGUAUUGCAGUUUCUGCUUUUUCAGCCCGUAUCUUGGUAACUUUUCUGCCAGAUUCUGGGAAUGCAGUUCUUCCAAUUUUUCAUUCAACAAUGGGCGCUGUCUCCCACAAUCCUAUUUUCGCCAUCCAGCACACUCGAUUCGGCUGCGGAGGGGUUGCACUGGGUAUUCGAGUUCACCAUCAGGUCUGCGAUGCCACUGGGUUUAUGCAGCUUGUGCGUGAUCUGGCUGAGAUCUACAGACAAUUGCGCGACUCUUCUCCGCCAACACUCAUCUCUCCCCCUGAGAUCUUCUCUUAUUUUAGAGGAACGAACAGCCUAUCCGCCAGCCAGAAGGAGAAAGCCCUUGCUUUCAAACCUGUGGACUAUUGUCUGGACGAGAACGCCACGGACAUAUCUGAGGCAGACCCUCCCUCUGUCAGCAGUUAUCCUCUGCGCUUCCAAGGUCAAGAGCUGAUUACAAUCAAGAAUGCUGCAAUCGACCCCAACGCCCAGGAACCGACCUCGUUCACAAGGUUCGAGCUCAUCUCAGCCUAUCUCUACCAACGCAUUUAUCAAGCAAGACUUCAGGUUUUGCGUAACAAGGGACUCACACCAGAUGCCAAAUCGCUUGAGCCACUUCGCAGCUUUUGGACAACCAUGGACAUGCGCGACUCCACUCGUCUGAAGCUUCCCGCACGCUACUUUCCGAAUGCCGUCUACUGCCCCUCGGCUUCCGCCUCCCAUGAACUACUCGAAAAAGGCGCACUCUGGGAGGUUGCACAGCUUAUUCAUGAUACAAUUCACUCGGUUGAUAUGAACCAAGUCAAGCAGCAGUUUGAAUGGGUUGCCGCACAGCCCAACAAACGUCACAUCAGGUUCAAAGAGAAAGUCCCACGUGGUUGCCUCGUUGCUACACAGUGGAGUAGGGGCAAGACAUACGCUGGAGUUGAUUUUGAUGUUACUGUCGAUGCCAAGCGCAUUGCCCCUUCUCUGGUGUCGCCGGCGUUCAGUGAAGGUUAUCGGGUUAACGGUUUGGCAAUCAUCAUGUCUACCGAGGAGGAGCUGCCUCGAGGCCAGCGUACCAGACGCUCUUCAGCUCCGGAUAAUCUUCUGCGCGCCGUCGAUGUGCAAUUGACUCUGGAUGGACCAGUGUGGGAUGUUCUUAACACUGACUCCAAUUUCGUAGCUCUCCACUCAUAA